AUGAAAUCGAUAUUGAAGAAUACGCAAGCGGAGCAACAGCAUAGGGAUGACCACGGGCUGACGUGGGACGAAGAGAACAUAGCCGUCACUGAAGCGCAAAAAGACUCAACGAUGAAAGUGACUGAGCCCAAAACGCCAUACGUUAAGUACAAUGCAGAGACCGAUACGGUGGAGAACAUCAACGAUAUCCCUGGACUUACACUCGACAGCCACCGCUCACCCUCAUCGCCUCCUUCUACCAGCCCCAGCUCGAGAUCGGCGUCGUUCAGUUUACCCCCUGAGCAUAUCGACGACGUCAGGUCAGAGCUCAGGGGCCAGCAGAGGAUAGUCAAUACCGGCACAGAAGAUGAGCACGAGUAUGGUGAUGAGACUGAGCAGGAUGUAGAGAAACACAAAGAUUUCGAGAAAAAGAGGGGAAAGCACUACUCAAACGAGGCAGAAGCUAUGCGUAAAGCCGCAGCACUUAUCGCAAAGGAAGAUGACGACGAUGACAACAAUCCGGUUACUAACGGUACUUCAAAUUCGCACUAG
This is a messenger RNA of Wallemia ichthyophaga EXF-994, 531 nucleotides long. RefSeq lists its product as uncharacterized. The record is from RefSeq and is a predicted model, not a curated record. Gene Ontology annotation, biological process: regulation of signal transduction. Gene Ontology annotation, molecular function: protein phosphatase inhibitor activity. NCBI's taxonomy places the organism in Eukaryota, Fungi, Basidiomycota, Wallemiomycetes, Wallemiales, Wallemiaceae. Bases 1 to 531 code for a protein of 176 amino acids. The transcript has 4 exons.